CCCGCGCCCGGCCCGGCCCGGCAGCGCCGCCUCGCGGGCGUCAGCGCAGGCGCGGCCAUGGCGGCGGCCGGCGGCGCGGAGGGCGCGGAUGGAGGCUCCGCGCUGUGGGCCGAGGUGCGGGCGCUGCUGCCCCGCGCCGAGGAGGGGCUGACCUUGGCGCUGAGCGGGGAGGUGGAAGGCUGCGUCCUGCCGCUGCUGCGGCGCGCCCGCGCCCUGCUCUACAGCCCGCCGGGCCCGCCCGGGGCGGCGGCAGCGGCGGCGCUGGCGCGCUUCAGCGACGUCCUGCGCGACUAUUCCUGGGAGAAGCUGAACGCGGUGCCGUGGAGGGAGGUCGGCAAGGGCUGGCGGCAGGUCUACGCCUACGGCUGCCUCUUCGGGGCGCUGGCCGAGGUGGCCGCGGGCCGCCCGCAGGCCGCCGUGCGCCUCUGCGACCUGGGGCUGCUGCUCGGCGCCGCCGUCCUGGACAACGUCCUGGCGCGCCUGGUGCGGGCGCUGCAGCCGCGCCUGCCCCGCGGGACCGCGCCGCGGGACCGGCCCCGCCCUCCCCGGGGGUCUCUGCCGGGUGUUGAGGGGGAACGUCCAUUCCAGAGGGUCCGGCCGGAGCGGCCCCCGCCGCCCCCCGCGGUGCAGCCGGAGGAGGCGAUUCCUCACCUUCACUGCCCUUCGCUGGAGCACUUCAGAGACAACUACCUCAUUCCCGAGCGGCCCGUGGUCCUGGAGGGCGUCAUGAACCACUGGCCGUGUAUGAAGAAGUGGAGCGUGGACUAUUUUCGUCAAGUCGCAGGGUGCCGCACAGUCCCCGUGGAGUUGGGCGCCCGGUACACAGAUGAGGAAUGGUCUCAGCAGCUCAUGACUGUCAAUGACUUCAUCAGCCAGUAUAUCAUGGAUGAGAACAGUGUAGGAUACCUUGCCCAGCACCAGCUUUUUGAUCAGAUCCCAGAACUGAAAGAAGAUAUCAGUAUCCCUGACUACUGCUGCCUGGGGGAAGGGGAAGAAGAUGACAUCACCAUUAAUGCUUGGUUUGGUCCAGGAGGCACAAUCUCUCCUCUUCAUCAGGAUCCCCAGCAAAAUUUUUUAGCCCAGGUAUUAGGAAGAAAGUAUAUCCGUCUGUAUUCACCACAAGAUUCAGAAAACCUGUACCCACAUGAAAGCCAAAUUCUUCACAACACUAGUCAGGUUGAUGUGGAAGAUCCCGACUUGGUCAAGUUUCCCAAUUUCACAAAGGCUGCAUUUCAGUCCUGCAUUCUGAUGCCUGGACAGAUUCUGUUUAUUCCAGUUAAAUAUUGGCACUAUGUGCGAUCACUUGAGCUCAGCUUCUCUGUCAGUUUCUGGUGGUCAUAACUCUGAGGCAUCGUCUGCAGCAUUGUAAUGGGAAUUAGAGAUCAGCAAAGUAGCAUCUAGCAGCAUCUUUUCAUGAGAGGUUAGAGGUGGAGCAAAACCAAAAACCAACAACCUCUUGCUAAAGCAUGGAGAAAGAACCAGGACGGGUAAAUGGAAAGGUGAUGCUGCAGCCACUUCAUUUUUGUAGAUGUUUCUAAUAACUCCUUGUGAAGAGCGUAUGUUAGGUCACUGUCCUGUGUGCCUGUGUCCCUCAGAAACAGCCUGUGUCUGGGCACUGCCAGGGCUCUGCCUCUGUCUGCAAGGGUCCUGUCGUACUCUUUCCCAAUUGUUCUGACUGUGGCAAUAUUCCCUCCCUUACUGAACACAGCUGCUCAUGACCCGGCCUUAUGUCAAGACAAACUGUUCUGCAUCUAAAGAAGGGACAAAACUCAAGCCACAGUGCCAGCUGGAAGUGUUCCAACUCCAGCCCUAGGUCAGAGACCUUACACGUGCUGCAUGGAUUUCUCACCUGCCUGAGGUGCUACAGCAGGUGUCAGUUCCAUUGCGUAGCUCAAACUGUACAAAUAAGGAACACCUGCUGAGAAAGGCUUCUUUGAAGAGUCCACCUGCAUAGAUCAGCUUGCAGGACUGACUAAAACACUUGCAUCUUUCAUCCCCAAAACAUGCACUGAAAGUCCCAACCCAAGAAUAUGGAGAACUACAAACACAAAACAGCCUCCAAGAAAGCUGUGCAGGCAUUACUGUGAAGGAGAACAGGAAGGUCAACAAUAGUUUUAUUAUAAGAUUCUUAGAACUUCAGAAAAUAAGUACACUGGCCACUGUUACUAAUGAAUAAAACACAGUCUAGCUGUUCUGCCAGAAUGAGUGAAAACAGCUGUCACUGACAGCAAGUUCCACUGGCAUCAUCUAGGGCUGAGAACGGAGCUCUAUGGUGACUGGGAGGUCAUCCGACUCAUACCUGUAAAGAAAAUGAAGGUUAAUGGAUGACACACACAAAAAAAGGAUAAUAUUGUAUAGCCUCCUGAUUUUUAAAAUGCUUUGUAUAUUCCUGUGUUGCCAUUCACAAUGUCCAAUUCACCCAGAGAAAUGGGGCGUUCCAAAGAGAUUCUUAAAAGCUCAGUAUUUCCAGAAGUUUUAGUGCCAUGGGUUGUGUGUGUGUCCCCUAUUCCCUGCCACCUCCCCACCUUAAGGUAGAUAUAAACAACAUGCAGGGUCUGCUGUGCCCCUGUGGCACAGUCCAGGCACUGUGAGGGCUUGGUGUUGCCCGUGUGCGGUUUAAUGUCUCAAACGUACAGCUGAAGCCAGAAAAAACUGAGAGUUACAGUUGUAAAUAAUACAGGUACUGCCACUAAACGUCACAGCUCAUUUUCUAGUAUUAUUAUACUGUUUUUUUAAAAAUAGAUUGCUUGGUACCUGGGAUGUCACAAGACCAGAAUUCAUUACACUUCGGACAACGGGGUUCAGUCUGAGCUUUGAAGUACUUUCUGACACAAGGUAAAUGCAUUCCAGUUCCACAGGAUUCACAUACUUGGCUCUGAAAUCCAGGAGUGAUGAUUAAAAAAAAUCUGUCCUUCAAUUUAAGAGGAAGUUGUUACAAAGGGCAGCAGAUGUGCAAUGCAGUAUUCCAAAGAUGUGCAAUGCAGUAUUCCAAAGAUGGUUCCCACAGUAUGGGUGGUAGAUACUCAACAGUCAAAGCUGAUAAAUAAUAAAAGGAGGUGUUCUGGAAACUAGGAAAUAGUAUUUCCAUAUAUGGACAAAAUAUAGCUUGAAAGACAACAAUUUCAGUGCGAUAAGGGAGACCAAUUGGGAAAAAGUAACAUGGAAUCGUGUUAGUUGGGCAGAUCAGAAGAUGCAGGCUCACAGAGCAAGAGAAUGCAGCAGCUUUGGAAUAGAAAUCCAGGCUGUAAACACUUAUACAAGACUAAACUGGUAGCAUCCCAGUUAUCACAACCCAGUGUUCUAGCAUGCUCUAUAUAGCCACAUGUUCCUUCUGAGGUCCAAACACAAGUAAUUACUGAGCCAAACCCCAGGAACCCCAAGAAUGAACAUGUGUCACGUGAAGACUGCUGUUGAUAAGGCCCAAAGAGGAGACUGCUAACACCUCGCUGCUAAACCUGUUUCAACAACAGAGGCUCAUCUCUAGCCUGCUGGUUUGGAAAGCCAGACAGCGCAACCACGUUCGUCAUUGGGUGAGUGCACUUUCCCCAAGUUUAUACUUGGAGACACUGCUCCAAGACAAUUUUUUGCUAAAGACAGAAGAUAAAAUGCCUACGAAGAAAAAUAAUGCUUUUUUUUUUAAAUUAUACAUAAGCAUCAUGACCAGAUUACAAGACCAGGAUUUUUUAAUGCACACCUAAUACUCAAAGGGAAGUAUCACAAACCUCAGCUAUGACCAUGUGAUAAACAGACGUUACCUGGACUGCGAGGCUGUGACAGAUGUUACAUUUCCUUGCCAUGUCCUGGUAGUUGCUGAGAAUGUACUGUUCCAUUUCAAUUAUGCAACGAGUAUGCAGAGUAUAUUCUCCAUUUUUCUAAGGAAACAUAUCAGGAUGAGGAAUUUCUUUUAACUCCUUUGACCUUUUUUGACUUUGCUAACCCCCUGCUAGCAAGCAUUUGACAGCCACUUUUUUCUGCCAUCAUAAAACUAACAUGCUAGUACUGGUACAAUGCAAAGCUAAAACACUUUUGAAGUAGCAGAACUCCUUUGUUUUGCGGAGCAGAAUAAAGGUUCCACAUCUUUAACUAGUCCUUGGGAAGUACAGAUGAGCAAGCAUGCUCUCCUUAACAGAGGCAUGCAGUUUUGAGUUUUGGGACCCUCCAUUCGCACAUUAGAGAAAAUUCACCCAGCUUUCAACAAAAUCUAGGUGUUUACUGCUUGAGGUAUCUUUGGAAAUCUCUGCUAAAUCACUUUAACAUAUAACUGACUGUGUGGCAGCAGGUUGGAGAUCUAUGAUGCAAUGACUCCAGCAGAGAAGGACUGAGGUCUCAUUUGGCCAGCAACUGCAGUGUUCACACAGUGAGCCCAUCUCAACUGUUCCCUCAUGAAUUAAAGGAGAUGUGACCAUAUGCACAGUGGCCCAUGCAUUCCUGGUACAGGAGUUUUCAACAUGUUUGGCCUCGCCACUUUUCAGGAAAUUCCAAAUGUAACUAACAGCACUGAUCACCCUGGAGAGCUUUCCCCAGCUCCCAUUCCUGGUUGAAGGAUGUCUGUGUGUGACUGGGCAGGGCAGGACACACGAACCCACCUGGCUCAGGUACAAGAAACUGAAACCAUUUAGUCCUGUAUAGACCUACCCAAGGACCUUUUCCUUGUAAGUCUACUUCCUUUUCUGCAAAAAUCACCAGAGCAGCAAUAAGCACAGGCCCCCUAAAACCAUUUUUGCCAUCAUUCAUCAAAGAAUAGCUCCAGUUUCACCCAUCAUAUCCAUAAGAACAUGGUAGCUGGACCUACUGAAAUACGAACACUUGAAAGCAGUUACCUCAGAGAGCCACUUAUCCUCCACAAAAACUUUCAGCACUUGUUCUGCUUCCUUUUUCUUCAUUUUCUUUGUCUUAAGUUUGUCAGCCAAGUUUAAAAUAUCUGUAGAUGAGGCAAAGCCAUUUUCUGAUAAAAUGAUUAGGUCCAUCUACAAAAAGAAACAUUACUAAGUAUAAAAAGCCCUGCAGACAUACCUUACAGUAAUGUACUGAUGUACAGGGUUUUUAGCAUCCAUACAUGUGAGAGAUACUACAGAAUAUGGCUUGAACCAGAACUGUAAAACAAAGGCAAAAAGCUGAAACAUUUUGUCCCCCUUGACAGUUUUGAUGUUUGCCAAGAAAACAUUUCCACAAAUAGAAGUGUCCGUGCUGCCUAAAUGAAGCUGCAUUCAGAGACCCCUCAGCACACUCAGCAGUGACAGAUCUGUUUUCUUUUUAUCUGCUCAACUAAGUUUUCCACUCUGGAGUCACCAGGACUUCUGAGCCUACCUGGCACCUGAAGGCUGUACAGUAUCACCAAUCUUCACAGAACCUUACUGGAAACAUUCCUGCUGCUUGUUAGCACAGAGCAGCCCACAGAGUCCAUGUCAGCAGUGACAUGGGCCACGACAACACACCCUCUGCAGUGCUGACCUGGCUGUGUAGAGGAGGGCAGGGAAACCUCUGGGUCCUAUCCAUGGAGAUUAGACUUCUGCAGCUGUCACAGAACAGUCAAUACACCUCUCUUUCCAGUUCAUACAGAAUAUGUAAUGAGUGCAAAAAAAAAAGUCUAGUGUCUGGAGAAAUUAAGUCCUCAAAGUCCAAGACACUGUGAGAACAAUUCAGUAAAACACCUGAGAUACACAGCUAUGAUCACAACUCACAUUAAUGGUUGUUGAUAAGAAAUUAAAUAUCAAAUGUCCUUGAAUCUUGGCCCAAUAGUUCUAUUUGGAACUUUAAAAAAUCUCAAGUGUGUGUUUUCUUGUUUGAAAAGCAGCAUUCUGACUAGUUUAUUAAUACAGAAUUAAUUGGCUAAGCAGUAACAAAUGUCUAUAUUCAAAUCAGAAAAAAAAAUGUUAUUAGCAUUAAAAUCUACUGUAUAUUACUAAACUACUGAAGCCAGUGAAAAAUUCAGCAAUCACAACUGAAAAUCUUGAAGAAAGGUGUCAGUGUAACUUUAGCAUGUGUGUGUUGAGUCCCUAACCUCAAGGAGCACUUCCCUGGUGCUGAUUUUGCCUUACCCAUAACUGACUUCCAGCAGGGAAUCAUUACUUGCAUGUACUCCCAUCCCUGCCAAUCCCAUUCAAUCUGGGAUAAACUUAGGUAAAAUGGCAACUAGUUCCUGAACUGCAUCUCCAUUUAUUUCCAUUCAUCUUAAGGUGAUACCUUCCCAAAUAAUGUGAUUUACUAAAUGAUAACUGACAUACUUACUGUUUUUCUGAACAACUCUAAUUCAAUUUCCGUAUAGUCAGAUGCCAUUUUAGUUAUUUCAGUUUCUGCCAAAUUCACCUAAAAAAAGAAAUAAACUGAAAUCAAAGUGUCAUUGUAGUUUUACACCAGAAACUGUAAAAGGUCCUCUGAGGUAAAGAAUACAUCAACUUACAGUUAACAGAAAUGUCAUUUCUUUAAGGGGCACGAAAGAGACUGAUCCUUGAAGUGCACUCUAUGGUACUCCAGUCCUUUAUUUACAACCCUUGAUCUUCCAGCCACAUGUUCUCCAGAGCUGCCUCUGCCCAGGCCAAGCCCUUCAUCAACCCAAACCCCCCGAAGUAACACAGAGGCUGCAGCAGAGCUGACAUGUCAAACCAGGCACAGUGCUGGACAGCAGCACGAACUACGUUAUCAGUCACCUUUUUUUCCACUCUGAAAAACAAUUGCUGAUCUGGAGAAACUUCUUACAGGCCACUCCUCAGCAACCCCUUUGUGCUAGGUUGAUUUUUGAGUAGGAGAAAAAGAAAACUAAUGUUGGAAGGCUCUGUUUUCUAAUUUAAAAAUCUGUCUCAAGAAAUAAAGUCUCCUGUGGAAAAGGAAUCUCACUUCAGCACUUAAGAAAGGUUUAUGUUAAAUAACUCCAACACUGCUGUGGUCCUUGCUGCCAUGUCCUAUCCCACAAACCAGGGCUGUGGCAAUUUAUCCUCCCCCUUCCCUGUCCUACCAGCAGUUCCUGCAGCUGCUGCUGGCCCCACACAAACACGGCACCUACACAAACACAGCUGGCCCCACACAAACACAGCAGGUACCUACUACAGCAUAAUGUGCUCUCCCAUCCUCUUCUGACAUUCCUUUCCGGACCUGCAUAAACAAAGGCUGCAGGUGCCUGUUAAUAGUGCUGAUGAAAUCAUCCAGUUUAUCGUGUGCGUAGUAAACUGAAAAUAAAUAAGAAAAAGCACAUACAGAGAAAAGUCAAACAACUACACACCAGGCAGAUUUUUUCUGUGAAACGUUUUUUCCCCAGGUAAAAGCACUAAAACUCCAUGAGGCAAAUUCAAACAGGGCUGUUCUAUUCAGCAGAUGUAUCAUUUUCUUGUGCUGCUGUCUCCUGGCCUUCAGAGACACUCAGCUCCUUGGAAGUCAGUUGAGAGAGAGUUCAGACAUUCUGCCUUGCUGUAGGGAACCCACAACACUAAUCCAGUAAUUACAGUGACUUGAACUAAGCUGAAUUUAAAAUAAAACACGACUAGGAAAAAUUACUAUUCGGAAUAGAAAAACACACUGGCUUGCUUCCCUUUACGUGCACGUGAUUCCUUGUUUCUGUGCGUUCUGUUUCACAAAUUAAUGGCAGGUAAGCGAUCAAGUUACAUAUCAAAAAAAAUUCUAGUAUUGUAGAAACAUGGGUAGUAUCUUGUGUCGUGUUCUACAAACAAAUACUAGCAGCAGUUCUAUCACAGACAUAAUCAAGAUGGCCUUUGGAGUUGUUCUGUGGAGGUGCAUGCGACGGCUCUUGCCUGCACAGCACCAGCACAACUCUCAGGUCCAUCCAAAACAAGAUUUUGUCAGUGGCAGAACUCCUGUUGCCUUCAUCAGGCUAAGGUUUAAAGGCCAGGGUUAAGAAACAGCUCAUAACUUUAGAUUCAUGUCUCAAAAAUACAACCAGUUGUCACUAAAUUAUCCCUGUUCUCAGUCACAGGAAUCACUUGCGUGUAACGGCAUCGGGCAGGAACAAUAAUAAAGUACAAUAUUUAAAUAUAAUUUUGCCACCUGGCUGGCCCCUGUCAACAGGAAACACUGCACACAGCACAAUCAGGGAGUGUUAGUAACAGAUCUGAAAGUGGGUAAAAGAUGAAAGAUAACAGAAUAUUCUUUUGUUCAACAGCUCGAAUAUUUUAAUGUGAGAUAAGUGGCUGCUCCAGUAGAUCUUCUGUGAAAAAAAGGGAUAUAAACUCUCGAUAAAAAAUGAACAGGAGUCAGACCACACCAAAAGCUGCACUUCGCAAUUUUAGCAUCUAAGAAGGUGGCCAAGUUACAGUUUCUGGCUCAGGAGGCCUAAAAAUAGACUACUUCAUCCUGACCUAACGCCUAUAGAUAAGUAGAUACAAAUCCACAGUAAACCAGAAGAGUCCCUGCAGAGUGGGUAGCACGGUACAAGACACAGGGACACUCCUAAGCCUGGCAGAAGUACAGCUUCCAGGACUAGGAACGGGCAAUACAGUGCAGGUGAGAUGGGACAAAGCACAGCCAUCCACCAGGAAACCUCAUGUCAUCCUCACUGAAACAUUUCUGCAACAUUCGCUUCUCCCACAGCACCGGAUAGAAAUAACUGAAGUGCAUUUACUUAAAAAGCAUUCACUAUAGUUAAGUACUAUCAGCAUCAAAAAUUAUUUUUUAAAACUCAUAUGUAUAAUCUAUAAAAAACAAUUCUGAUAAAAAAAGUGGUAUAUAUGAAUCUGAUUGGAUUAGAAGUUAGUUUACUCACUACUGUGUUACUUUAUCUUUCAGGAAAGAGAGAGGAAACACACAUCAUUACAAUUUUUUAACUUUUUUUAGGUGGUGUGUGUCUUUCAGAAAUCCAAUUAUUUGUAAGCUGCACCAGGAGAAAAAAAACCACUUCUUCCAUCUCCAAGACAAACACACCUUUAUCAGUUUCACAGCAGUGGUGGUGUAAUUUCCUGGCCUCUGAUCCUUCUGUUAUCCCCUUAGACAUCAGAACCUGCAAGAACCGCCGAUGAGCAUCAGUCAUCUGAGCCGCCAUCGCAGUGUCCCACCAGGCUUCACGUGCUGCAGGAGGUGUAAGAUGGAAUUAAUGCACAUGUUCAUACAAAUUAAGAAUACACAGUCCAAGCAUAUAUAAGAUUUCAAUUAAACUCUCUUACAUUGAAUGAGGGCAAAAGAGCAGAUCCCCAGACUGUCCUCAGAUGGUGACCAGCUCUGAGGUUCCGGAAGGCUGCAAAAGAUUAAGUCCAACUUAAUCUUCUAGCUACAAAAUAGAACAAGGUAGGCAUUGUGCUACUGUCACCAAAAAACAGGAAUCAAGCUCCUUAACACCAUGGUAACACUAAGCAGCAGGCACUGCUUUAUUGCAGCGCUGGACACACCGGGCAGUGACUCCUGCCUGAGGUGCACGCUUGGCUCAAGAUGAUACAAUAUUGAGUCUGUGUAGUCUCAGAGGGUCUUCUAGUUGGGUCUUUGGGCACCUGGUGGUCGUUGAGGCUCUGAACUUUGAUCUUCUAAAUAUGGUGCUGUUUUCAUCGAAGCUGCACAGUUUGCUACCGAACAAACUGGAUUGGGCCAGUUUGACUUGUUACAAAUGUGGUUACAGAGCUCCCAAGGUUCCACUCACCGCUACCUCCUCAGUGAUGAGGAGGUAGCUUAUAAACUCUCAUACCCCCAAAGCUGAAAAUAAAUGUGUGACAAACUCAA
This is a messenger RNA of Pipra filicauda (Wire-tailed manakin), 9654 nucleotides long. It is a transcript of the gene KDM8, whose product is annotated as lysine demethylase 8. The record is from RefSeq and is a predicted model, not a curated record. NCBI's taxonomy places the organism in Eukaryota, Metazoa, Chordata, Aves, Passeriformes, Pipridae. The coding region runs from base 58 to 1341 and encodes 427 amino acids. The transcript is spliced from 7 exons. Gene Ontology annotation, cellular component: nucleus. Gene Ontology annotation, molecular function: histone H3K36 demethylase activity.